This is a messenger RNA of Theileria annulata, 912 nucleotides long. RefSeq lists its product as uncharacterized. The transcript has a single exon. The coding region runs from base 1 to 912 and encodes 303 amino acids. Lineage: Eukaryota; Apicomplexa; Aconoidasida; Piroplasmida; Theileriidae. The record is from RefSeq and is a predicted model, not a curated record.
AUGGAUGGGAACAACAAGUCAGUUUGUUUCCUAUUUGAUGGCGAUAAUUCCGAAUGUGUAAAAUAUGCUCUAAACUUGAUUAAGCGUGUUUUAGACUGCUGUUGCUACAAAGGGGACAAGAAGUUACUGCUGAUAUACAAUAGGUAUUGUUUCACUGAUGACGUUGACAUUCUCGAAAGGUUAUUUACUCCAAGUACGGAAUCGAGUAAAUUAAUAAAUCUUCACCAGGAUUAUAAAAAUUCUAGUGACUAUGACAAACUAAUUGAUGAUUUUUUAAAACAAUGUAUAGAAUCUCAGCCUUCAGAAACCCUAAGUUACACAGAUACCUUUCCUAUAAAUAAUACUUCGUCUAGUUUUAACACUUAUUCCAACACUCUUAAUAAUUAUUCCUCUCCCACCGAACAUACCUCAGAAAACACUCCAAACGAUAGCGUAACUGAUAUUAAGGUUUAUGCCGAAAAUAAUUCCGAGCACGAUGUUCGGCUCAUAACUUACUCCUAUGACUCUAUGGAUGAUUAUAUGGAUAAUGUGGACAAGCUGUUAAAUAGUUUGGAGAAUGUUGAGCACAUUUUUGUGACUGGGUUAUCAAAUUUACUAGAUGACGAGAUGUUUGAAGAAGAAGAGGAGGAAGAAUAUCAUGAGGUUGAUCAUCCUUUCAGUUUUAUUGGAUUUUCAGAAGAUGAGGUUAAGGUUUACGAUGAGGACCUUAUUAGCCUCUACUGUUUAUCUCUUGAACUGGUUUUAAACCACUUAAAACAGGAUGAAAACCAGCUAAUCAGUAAUUCAGAUUGUGGUUGUGACUUAAUACCCAAGUUCUUCCUAUUUGAUAGGCUUCCUUCAGACUCUGAUUCCGCCACCAAAUUCGCCAAAUUUAUCUCCGAUCGCUUCAAUCGCACUUACUUUAUUCAUUAA